Molecule: messenger RNA, 963 nt
Organism: Botrytis deweyae
Lineage: Eukaryota; Fungi; Ascomycota; Leotiomycetes; Helotiales; Sclerotiniaceae
Exons: 1
Coding region: 1-963 (320 amino acids)
Source: RefSeq, a predicted model, not a curated record
AUGUUGUUCUCUGCAGCCUCGAUUCUACUCCUCACAACACCCGCUCUCGGGCAGACCCUUAAUGCCUGGAGACAAACCGUCUACGGAGAAGGAUGCUGCAGCUACGCGGUAGAUGGGAAUGUAACGACUUAUGAUGAAAUUGACUCUUUGCCAGAACGUCUUGCUCUUCUAUUCAAUUUUGAAGCCAAAUAUAUCGGUUUUUACGUUCAGUCCUCCGGUGAUUACAUUACCGACUACUAUGUUGAAGCUUAUGAGCCAACGACGGGCAAAGAUAUUAUUGUUGGAAAGGUUUCCGGCGCUACCUCUAACUUUACUGUUGUCAAUUUUUACAACUCUGCUGGCGCAGCUGAAAUCUUCACAGACACGAUGUUUUUCCAUAUCACUGGAGCAUCUGAUGGAGGCAGUACCACAUUUGUGAACGAGAUAUAUCCCAUCUACUCAGGCGACACCAUUGUAUACCCCCCCGGACAAUCCGCUCAACCCUCACCAACUCAAACAUAUACAAUUCCAACACCGACUUCAACCGUUUUCCCCACACCCACAGCUCCGGGUAUAACCCUCAAUGCCUGGCCCACCAUCUCCGCCACCAAGCCCAUCGUCCAGGACUCCGCAUCCUCAUAUGUCGAUGGAAAUCCAUCCACCGGCUUAGUCUCCUCACGAUAUUUCCUUCUUUUCAAUACGCCAAGCACAUACGAAGGAUUCUACAUCUUAUCUCAAUCGCCCAACUAUAUCACCGACUAUUACGUCACGGCACAAAACCCUAUCACAUAUGCGAAUGUUGAAGUCUGUCGCGUCACGAAUGCCACGUCGAAUUUCACGCUUUGUGCAUUUGUGGAUGAGGAUGGGAAGGCAGGGUUUAGAAGUGCAACGAUCUUUAUCUAUCAAGAUGGUGCGGAGCAAGGGGAACUUAAUGAGGUUUAUCCUAUUUGGCCGGGCGAUGUGGUUGUAGACCCUAAUGCUUAA